AUGGAUUCCGAUUUGGAGUACAUAUAUGAGCAGUAUGUUGAGUCGUCCGACGGCUCGUCGGACGAGGAGUACUCCAAUAAGACGACGACGAUUCAGGUGGUCCUUGAAGACGUGGAGUGUGUAGAGGAGCGUGUUCUCAAUUUCAAGGGCUCGAUCAAGGAUCAUCGAGUGCUCAACCGCAACAGGGGGCGCGGGCAUUUGACACUGAUGGCCGACUACUUUGCCCUCAAUGCACUAUUCACUGACAAUUUUCGCCGGCGUUUCCGAAUGCGCAAGACUGUCUUCGAUCAUUUGUACCAUGGCGUCCGGUCCUACGAUGGCUACUUCAUCCUGAAGAAGGACGUCGUGGGAAUGAUUGGCUUUUCUGGUUACCAUAAGUGCACGCCCGCACUCCGGAUGCUUGCAGAUGGCACGACCGCUGAUUCGUACCUACGGAUGUCUGAGACCACAUGCGGAGAUGCCAUGGUAAGGUUUGCAACUGUCGUGGUCGAGGUGUUCGGACCUCAGUACUUGAGAGAACCAACUGUGGCAGACACCGAGAGGCUCUUGGCAAUCCUAGAAGCAAGAGGGUGGCCAGGUUUGCUUGGAUCUCUUGACUGCAUGCAUUGA
Molecule: messenger RNA, 609 nt
Organism: Aegilops tauschii subsp. strangulata
Lineage: Eukaryota; Viridiplantae; Streptophyta; Magnoliopsida; Poales; Poaceae
Source: RefSeq, a predicted model, not a curated record